Pararge aegeria (speckled wood butterfly) is the source of this 5876-nucleotide messenger RNA. RefSeq names its product kinesin-like protein KIF21A (gene Klp31E). NCBI's taxonomy places the organism in Eukaryota, Metazoa, Arthropoda, Insecta, Lepidoptera, Nymphalidae. The record is from RefSeq and is a predicted model, not a curated record. Gene Ontology annotation, biological process: microtubule-based movement; mitotic spindle organization. The coding region runs from base 306 to 4751 and encodes 1481 amino acids. The transcript has 29 exons. Gene Ontology annotation, molecular function: ATP binding; microtubule binding; microtubule motor activity.
AGAGCGGUUGCGGUGUUUUUGUAUUUUAAAAUAAUUGUUAUUCAUACGAUGCUUUUAAAUAAAGUGCUAAUUAAAUAAGUUGUACGUUUUUUUGAGCUAGUUAAUGUAACAUUGUAUUUUUAUUUUCAAAUAUCGUCUCUAAGUUUGCUCAUUUUUAUUAUAAUAGUGAAAGAUGGACGAAAAUCACGGUCUGUGUUAAUUUAGCGUAUCGUUGUUGCCGUCGUGAAAAAAAUGUGGACUAUUUAAGUACCUAGUUAAUAGGAGAAAAGUGAAGAUUCAACAGUGUUUUAUGAUCAAAUGCAGUUAUGGCUAGCGAUGAGUCCAGUGUGCGUGUUGCAGUCAGAAUCCGUCCACAAACGCCAGCGGAAGUGGUCGAUGGCUGCGGCGUAUGCGCGCGCGCAGGUGGCGCGGCCGGUGACGGAGGCAUCGCGCUCGGCUCCGAACGCGCGUUCACCUUCGAUUACGCCUUCGAGCCGACCUCCGACCAGCAGGAUGUCUACGACACUUGCGUUAGGAAGCUCGUGGAGGCAGCUCUCGAUGGAUACAAUGCCACAGUGCUUGCAUAUGGACAGACCGGGUCCGGGAAAACUUACACAAUGGGAAGUGGGUGGGAGGGGGAACACGUAGAUGACGACAAAAAAGGGAUCAUUCCUCGGGCGAUACGCGAUCUCUUUGCCGGCGCUGAAGAGAGGGCGGACACGGCGCGGUCGCAGGGUCAGCUGCCGCCGGAAUUCUCAGUCCAAGCACAAUUCAUCGAGCUCUACAAUGAAGAUAUAGUAGACUUGCUCGAUCCCGCCAAAGAUCCCUUUUCGAAGGGUACCUUAAGGAUAACUGAAGAUGGCUGUGGAGGUGUUCGUAUAGUGGGCGCAUCGAUGCGCGCCGUCAGAGGUGCCAAAGAGGCUCUCGGGGCUUUAAGGGCGGGAGCAUUGGCACGUACGACAGCAGCUACUAACAUGAACUCCUCCUCAUCCCGGUCGCAUGCAGUGUUCACGUUGCUGCUUAGACAGAGAAGGCUUGCGGCAGAUCAGGAUGGUGUAGAAAGAGAAACAGAUGGCGAGACUCCUGAGCAGUAUGAGACACUGACUGCCAAGUUUCAUUUUGUAGAUUUGGCUGGGUCUGAACGACUAAAGCGUACAGGUGCCACCGGAGAAAGGGCGAAGGAAGGAAUAUCGAUUAACUGUGGUCUGUUAGCGCUAGGCAAUGUUAUAUCAGCAUUAGGUGAUAAGUCGCGCAGAGUACUUCACGUUCCAUACCGGGAUUCCAAAUUGACGAGGCUGCUACAGGAUUCAUUAGGAGGUAACAGUAACACAGUUAUGAUAGCGUGCGUGUCGCCCAGCGACAGGGACUUUAUGGAAACCCUCAACACACUCAAAUACGCAAACCGCGCGCGCAACAUCAAGAACCGCUGCGUCGUCAACCAGGACCUUACGUCGCGAACUAUCAGCCAACUUAGACAAGAGGUUGCGAGGUUGCAGCUUGAGUUGGCGGAGUAUAAACAGGGCAAACGUGUCGUAUCCGAGAACGGCGAAGAAGGUUGGAGCGACGUGGUACAAGAGAACGCUUUCCUCAACGUAGAAGUGGAAUCCCUUAGGCGAAGGAUAAAAGCCAUGCAGGGUACCAUAGAGCAGCUAUCGGCCAGGAAUAGCGAAUUAAUUGCCGAGAAGGCUUUGGGGACGUGGGCGCCUAAGGAUGGCAGUCCAGAUGCUUCAGAUUGUUCUUUAACCGCUUUAGUGCAGGGUUACGUAACUGAGAUAGAAGAUCUUCGAGCUCAGUUGAUGGAAGCUAACGCGUUAUACGAGCAGAACCGGAGAAGAGAAGCUCGCACCAGACAUGACUCUUCGUUAUUGGACACCUCCUCAAUACUUGACGAGGCGAAGAGGGAACUAUAUAAGGAAAAAGAACUCUUAGCUCGAAGUAUGGGCGAGCUCGAGUUCCAACGCAAACUGACUGAGGGUUCUGGAAAUACAAUCAUCGGGGAAAGAGAACGCGCCGAAGGCGAGAGCGCCGAAGAUUCGGAUCCGUCAGACAACGACGACCCGGAACAACAGGCUAGCGAUUCCGAUGAAGAAGACACUGAAGUUAAAGGCCAGCGACUUCUGACCGCCCAGCUCGCGAUGCUGAGCGAAGACAUAGACACAAAAGCUCGUCUAGUGGACCAGUUAGAAGCGUCGCAGCGUAGACUGGCCGCACUGCGUACGCAUUACGAGCAACGCCUGGAACAAUUGCACGCACAGAUCAAAGCUACGGGAGAGGAAAGAGACAAAGUCCUCGCUUCGCUUACAACGCAGUCGUCGCAACCGAGCGACAAGCUGAAACGGGUGAAGGAUGAGUACGAGCGUCGUAUCAGCACCAUGUCCCGGGAGCUGAGACGGUUGCAAGCGGCGCAAAGAGAACACGCCCGUCUGCAGCGCUCGCAGCAACACACGGCGCAACAGAUACACGCUCUGAGAAACGAACUCACCAAUCUGAAGAGAGAUAAGGUGAAGUUAGUACAGCGCAUGCGCACGGAGUCCAAACGACACGCGCAAGCGGAAGCGGUCCGAGCUAAAGAAGUGGCUCAGCUACGAAAGGAAUCUCGAAAGAAUGCGAAUCUAAUCAGAAGUCUUGAAGCAGAAACUAGAUUGAAGGAACAGGUAUUGAAGAGAAAGCAAGAAGAAGUAUCACUAUUAAGGCGAGGGCAUCGUGACAAGCUCAGUAGCAGAGCUGCUGGCCGAUUACACGAUCGGCGCGGCAGAUCUCGAAUAUCCGGGCGAGAGCUUUGGUCCCGUCUCGAGUGCUGGUUAUCCCGGGCCUGCGCUGCUCGGUGCACUCUUGGCGAACUGGAAGCGACCCUGGAACAUCAGUUACGGCAACGGGAUCGCGCCACUGGAUCAAAUGACCCCGAAUCAAAGGCCAUGCUGAGCUAUCUGCGAGACGCCAUCGCUGAUACGCAGUCACAGAUAAUGCAAAUUGAGGAAGAGAAUGAAGAGAACGAGUUACCGCGACUCCUGGAACUGGUGGAUGGAGAGUGUGCGAGGUACUCCAUGGAACGACUGGCUGGGGCUGCGUUACUACGAGCGCACGAAGCCGCGAGGCAUAUGAAGGCGCUUUGCGAUACCCGUGCACAACUUGCUGAGUUGGAAGAGAAAUCGGAGAGGACAGCGAGUGCCCUGAGAGCAGCUGAAGACCAAAACCUCAACCCGUGGGGUGUUCCGCCCGCACUAGCCGCCCUCCUGGCCAAUGUUUCCUCUGGCACCUCAACCCGAUCAGUCUCGCCUGUUGACACUGCUCUUUUGGACGUACGGCCGCCUGUUAUCGGAAAACGAGAGUCUAACACCGCUCCGACAUCGCCUCCAGAUGACAUCAGAAACUCGCCUUUCCAUCGCAACACCGGUCGUCGGGGAUCUGUACGCCUACGUGACCUUGGCGUGUACGGUCGAGAAGAGAACGGCGAAUCAGUAGACCCCAUGACCCAGUCUAUGGUAGAACCCACAAGCCCACGACCCGCACCUCUCAGUCGAGUGCCUAGCGCUCCCGGCAGCCUCAGGGGUCUUCAACCAGUGGGCGGCAUAGUGUCGCCGGUCGCGCCACGCCGUAUGCCCGAGAGCCCUCGCUUGAUUCGACGACAGCACAGUCUCGCCAAACCUGCCUCAUUGGAGCCCGGAGCAGAAGCUACGCCACCUGCGUCUCCCAGUGCUGCGAGGAGGUCGAGAGAUGACGACGUAUUCUUACGACUGACAGGUGCCGCGCCUGAUAACGCUCCUCAGGGCACCGUCAAGGAAGUUUCCGUUAAGCGCACAAAUUUGGGUGUUGGCAGCAAUGUAAGCGGGAAUAGUUCGUGGCUGCAAUGCACCCACGUGGCUGAAGGACACGUAGGCGCCGCACUGACGCUCGCAGUAACGCCGCUUGCUCUCUACAGCGGAGGAGUCGACCGCACCGUUCGCGGCUGGGACCUAUCGGGCGGGAGGGAGGCGUGGCGCGCGUGGUGCGGAGGUGCCGUGGCGGCACUUGCGGCUGACUCGCGCCUCGUUGCCGCUGCUGCGGGUGCGGCCGUCAAACUAUUCGACACGAGGACUAGCGGGCCCAACGCUGUUCUGUGGUCAUCAGGUGCUGUCGGUCCAACGGCUGCGGUGCGCGGAGGCGAGGCGGCGGUGACAGCUAUAUCUUUAGCCUCCACGAGCCGCUUGUACACUGCUGCCGGGGAAAAGUUGCGGCUAUGGGACUUGCGAAUGCUGGAGUGCGUAUACAAAGCGUGGUCGGGGCACGCUGCAGCGGUCAUGUGCCUCGCUCGGGAACCUUUAUCCAGCGGAGACCGUCUCGCUACGGGCUCGAGGGACCAUUGCGUGCGCGUGCACGACUUGCAACAUAAUAGUGGGACAUGGGAGGCAUGCAACCGUCGACAAUUGGAACCGCCACACUACGACGGCGUACAAGCUUUGUACCUACGUGGUAACUUCCUCUACAGCGCAUCACGUGAUUCGAGCCUCAAAUGCUGGUCUUUGACGGAUAACGCGCUCACUCAUAGCGUGAUGAACGCCCACAAAGGAUGGGUGACGGGACUAUGCGCAGUGGGCACGGGGCUCGCGAGCUGUGGCCGGGACCAGGCGCUGCGACUGUGGAGCGGGACACUGCGCCCCGCCGCCCCGCCCGCGUCACUGCCCGACGCCCCGCACACACUCGCCGCGUGUCCCGCCACGCACACACUCUACACGGCCGGCAGCACGGGUCGCGUGCGGUGCUGGCGACUUCGCCCCACCAGCUCGGCGAGGUGACAGUCGCCCGCGGCGCCGCCGGAGCCCCGAGCGCGCCGAGCCUGGCGGUGACCCUCGCAUUCAUCAGGUCUGGACACACCACGACUCUCCGACACUCAACCAUCGGACUUGCCUUGGGACUCAAAGUUCGAUCGCCUGCGUAGCAUCAGCAUUUGAAAGAAAAUCCAUUACUCAAUGGAACCCUUGCCUUGUGAAUUUAGGUAUGAAUAUCGGCCCAAAUAGUAUAAAAACGCCAAAACAAACAAAAUAUACUCUAAGAAUGAAAGUUUCACGUUCUGGCCACGGGAUAAAUGCCAGUCACUAGACGGUUAUGCGGUUGCGUAUAGCCAUUCAUAUACAUAACAUGUCUACAAAUUGUAAAUUAAUUUAUACCGAUUUAAAGUCGUGUAAAAAUCAUAAUAUAUGACCUGUGGUACGAAAAAAUACGUAUCGCCCAACCAGCGGUCUGACGACCAAUUAUUUGUUUCCUUUAUAUAAAGAAAAGUACAUCUUGAUCUUAAGUAUGUACCCAGUUGACAAAGCAAAUACGAUUAAAUAACUUCUAACUUUAUCGAUAUAAACAUGACAAUAGUUUUGGCCGACAAUACGCUGAAAGUAGCUAGCGAUAGAUACCACGUAGAAAAUACGGUGUUGAAUAGUUCCUUAAAUAAAUAUUUGAGUUCCAAUUAAAUGUUUUGUCAAUACGGAAUUUUUAAAUGUUAAAAUGCAUUAAUCGACUAAAUAGUAUUCAUACAUCCAUCACGUUUUACUAUUUGUCUAUGCUACAGUAGCUGUCCUACUGUGCAAGUGAUAGCAAUACAUUUUUAAACAUACAACACGGAUAAACACUUAGAUAAAUUAUAACGUAUCCGCUGCGCUUCAACUAGAUAGUCUUACUUCAGAACAAUAACUCUUGAAUACGGCGAGUUUGGAUUGUUGGAUUGAAGAUAUUGUCAGUUACCACACAAAAUCUUGUCUUUAGCUGCUAUCACAGAUGGCGUUAGUGGUAAAAUAAAUGCAUCUAUGGUUGUGCGAUUAAAGAAAUUUAAGAUCUUCAUAUCAAUCUUAUCUUUCAAUUUUAUUAAGCAUUCCAUAUGAUUUAUCGCAUCAAAUUAUUAAGUAGAUACUGUUUUGUGGAUGUCGCUU